Aegilops tauschii subsp. strangulata is the source of this 582-nucleotide messenger RNA. The record is from RefSeq and is a predicted model, not a curated record. Lineage: Eukaryota; Viridiplantae; Streptophyta; Magnoliopsida; Poales; Poaceae.
AUGUCCGAAGACGAAGAGGCCCGUUCCUCCGUCCCUGAGGACGACGGCGAGGAGGAGGAGGAGGAGGAGGAGAACAACCCUCCUCCUGAUGAGGGAAGGAAGAAGAGGGCAGCCUCCACGAACCUGGAGACGGGGACGCCCAAAAAGGGGAAGGGCUCCUUCGCGGACAAAUCCGCGUGGGACGUCGACAGCAGUCCGGAGCGACACCCCUGCACCAAGCCUCAAGCUGCUUCUCCGGCCCACAACAGCUCCCAGCAAUCCUCAUCAAGGGGUUCGUUGGACUCAAAGGAGAUAGCCAGCGAGACACCGCUAGCCGCCUACUCUCCCAAGGCCAAACGAGACGACGAGGCGUCGCUGCUGGCCGCGGCCUCAUGUGCUGCCGAGGUCUCUGAUCUAAAGCGGAGGCUGGAGCAGGCCGAGGAGGAGCUCGGCCAGGUGAGGAGGCAGCUCCAGGAGAAUCAAGGACUGAUAAUUAGGCCGUCCAAGAGGGCCUAUGCAAAAGAAACCUGGAAAAGGAAAAAGGAGACAGUGAAAGUGUGGUGGAUUGGUUCUGAUUCAGUGUCGUCGAAUGCAUUUGAGUAG